Molecule: messenger RNA, 1043 nt
Organism: Helianthus annuus (common sunflower)
Lineage: Eukaryota; Viridiplantae; Streptophyta; Magnoliopsida; Asterales; Asteraceae
Exons: 2
Coding region: 163-873 (236 amino acids)
Source: RefSeq, a predicted model, not a curated record
UAUACUCUUCUCCUUUCCAACCUCCCCUAUAUAGACACAUGUAACGGACUCCAUUAUUCAUUCCCAAAUUCUCAAUCUCUCCGGCCAUCUUCCACCGUAUCCCCACCAUAUCUCCGCCGCACCUGUCUGCUCAUCAUUAUCAAAGAAACAAUUGUUACAGUGAUGGUCACUGACGUCACCUACCUCUACUCAGUUUUGAACCAACAACAAUCGAUUAUGAAUGAAUCUAAAUCAACGGCUCUGAUCACUCGUGAUUUACUCGGUGGUGGUGGUGGUGGUUGCGAUCUCGAUUCGGCUAAGGAAUUAGACCUUGACUUACAUGUUCCUUCUGGAUUUGAAAAACGUCUCGAUUUGAAGUCAGGAAAAGUUUAUCUCCAGAGAUGCAAAUCACCAAACACCUCAUCUUCAUCAUCAGAUCACAAACAAAACAGCUUCGACCAAACGGUUUCAAAGCUUCAGGACCUUAACUUCCCACCAACGUCGAAAAAGCCCUUGAAUCUGUUCGACGACACGAGUCUAGAUCUUAACCUCGUGAACGUAUCAUCCUCACCACCGGCUUACAAAAGUGUGUGCACUUUAGAUAAAGUUAAGUCUGCACUUGAACGGGCAGAGCGAGAAACUAUCAAGAAACGAGCGGUUUCAAUACCUAAGUCGUGUUCUUCCAACUCUUCGUGUUCUGUUAAAGAGACUAUGGUUAUUGAAGAUGAUGACGAUGAUGAACCGUCUUCUCAAGCUUAUGCUGCUGGUUGUCCGAGUUGUUUGUUGUAUGUGCUGAUAUCGCGAAGCAACCCGAGAUGUCCGCGAUGCAAUAUGACUGUACCCUCCCCUACGGCCAUGAAGAAGCCCAGAAUUGAUCUGAAUAUCUCUAUUUGAAGUUUGAUCAUACGAGUAAAUUCGGUUUGGUCCAUCUUACUUAAAGUAAUAUUUUGUAAAUGAUAUUAGUCAACAGGUGAAAUAGAAAAAUAGUUUUGAUUUCGAUUAUUUUUUUUUUGUUUGAAUAUUUGAAAAUUAUGACUUAUGUGAGGAGUUAAAUUGAAGUCAAA